Messenger RNA from Parnassius apollo (apollo), 264 nucleotides. The record is from the annotation of a GenBank genome assembly. Lineage: Eukaryota; Metazoa; Arthropoda; Insecta; Lepidoptera; Papilionidae.
AUGUCUAGAACUGCUCACGUAGUAGAUGGAGAAGCGUCAGAAUCGGACUCAGAAAUAGAAGUGGGUAAAUCACCAGAUUCCAAUUUGUCUGCUUCAAAAGCUUUUGUAAUAUCUGGAGAAGCACCAGAAUCAGAUGAUGAAUCAAAACUGCCAUCACCAACAUGUGUGAACGAGUUGGAUGCUCCCCUUCGUGUGUCAAUGUCACCGCAGAACUCAACCACUAAGUUGUACAAUUCUAUACUUCAUCAGAAGUUAUGUGAGUAA